Colletotrichum costaricense is the source of this 993-nucleotide messenger RNA. RefSeq names its product transaldolase. Bases 1 to 993 code for a protein of 330 amino acids. Lineage: Eukaryota; Fungi; Ascomycota; Sordariomycetes; Glomerellales; Glomerellaceae. The transcript is spliced from 5 exons. The record is from RefSeq and is a predicted model, not a curated record. Gene Ontology annotation, cellular component: intracellular anatomical structure. Gene Ontology annotation, biological process: pentose-phosphate shunt, non-oxidative branch; carbohydrate metabolic process. Gene Ontology annotation, molecular function: transaldolase activity.
AUGGCACAAUCUAACUCCCUGUUAGACACGCUGAGGUCCGUGAGCCGAGUCGACUUUGCCAAAGAGCUGGGUCCCUUUGUCGAUCACACCUCCAACCAGGCAAUCGCCUAUGGCGAGCUCACCAAGACAACCGCAGAUGGCAAGCUAUACCACGAGCAACUCAUCCGGGACUCCGUACAGGAUGCCCAGGACUGGGCUCACGCGGCCUGGCCAGACAUUGACCCGAUUCUUCUCGCAGUCGAGAUCAUGAUGGUCAGACUAUCACUCAAGUUCAUCCCGUAUUUGACAGGAUACUUCCACAUUCAGACCAACACAGACUGGUCCUAUUCGGUCGAGAAAACUGUCAAGAAUGCCGAAAGAAUUGUUGAGACCUUCAAGAAGGUGGAGCCCACAUUCGACGUGAACCGUGUCUGUAUCAAGAUUCCGUCCACCUACGAGGGCAUUGCUGCUUGCAGGAUCCUCGAGAAUAAGGGAAUUGCAACAUUGGCGACGACCAUGUUUUGCAUGGAGCAAGCGGCCCUGGCUGCCCAUGCCGGCUGCACCUACAUUGCGCCGUAUGUGAACGAACUAAAGGUUCACUUCGUCCCAGGUUAUGUGGACGAGAACAAGGCUUUCAACUUCUGCAGACAGGCGCAGGCUUACUAUGUCGAGACAAAGGCCAAGACCCAGGUCCUGGCAGCUAGUCUGACCACCGUUCCUGAGGUGAUGCAGUUGGCCGGCAUUCAGCACGUCACCGUCUCGCCGCCGCUCCUCCGGGCUCUUGCGGCAGCGCCGUCCUCAACUUGGACGGAGAAGGUCGGUGGCUAUUUCGCAGACGGGCCAGACGAGCGCUGGAUCAAGGACUUCCAGGCUGCCUUGAUAGACGAGAGCGAGUGGCGGUUUGCUUUUACUCGUAGCGGCAACGGCAGGUAUGAGGAGAAGCUUAUCCAGGCCAUCAAUAUCUUCUCCGAGAAGCAACAGAGCCUAGAGGAGCUGGCGCGAAGCUAUUUAUAG